UUCGAUCUUGCAAGGAAAUAUCUGGAAGUGGGAAUUGAUAGGAUAUUAUACGUCGAUGAGUGCAGCCCGAUUUUACCCGGAUAUUACUGCAACUACUCGGAAGCACUCUACCACUGCGGAAAGAGAGAAGAAGCAUUAGAAUAUGCCAAAAAAGCGGCGAAUUUCUCGCGCUCUGAAUCGAAAGAACUGCAGAAUUACACAGCCCGAUUCCUUCGCGAUAUGGAACGAGAUUACAGGCGGCGCCGAUGA
Gongylonema pulchrum is the source of this 249-nucleotide messenger RNA. Lineage: Eukaryota; Metazoa; Nematoda; Chromadorea; Rhabditida; Gongylonematidae. The record is from the annotation of a GenBank genome assembly.